Messenger RNA from Purpureocillium takamizusanense, 1736 nucleotides. RefSeq names its product ubiquitin-binding protein cue5 (gene CUE5). The coding region runs from base 153 to 1430 and encodes 425 amino acids. Gene Ontology annotation, biological process: ubiquitin-dependent protein catabolic process. NCBI's taxonomy places the organism in Eukaryota, Fungi, Ascomycota, Sordariomycetes, Hypocreales, Ophiocordycipitaceae. The transcript has 4 exons. Gene Ontology annotation, cellular component: cytoplasm. Gene Ontology annotation, molecular function: ubiquitin binding; ubiquitin conjugating enzyme binding. The record is from RefSeq and is a predicted model, not a curated record.
GUACGUAAAGGCUGCUAGUAGCCGCCUCCCGUGAUGCGUCAUCUUAACUUCUGACAACCUCCCAAUAUCCAGUAUAAUUAAGGAGCCCACAUUACUUUUUUCUUAUGAAGUGCAGCGACCGGCACUAGAUUCUGACAGCACCCCUCCCUAAAAUGUCAUCCCAGGCGGACGCGAACAAGCCUGCGACCGAGGCAGGCGCAGAGUCACCCACAACGGCACGGCCUCUCGAAAUGGACGACGACGAUGUUCAGGAUACCGGUGUCGUUGCCAGCGACGACGCGCCGGGUACCGGCUCCGGCGCAGACCCCAAGGUGACGACGACGGCCACGACGACGCCGCUACCCGCUGCCGUAACAGAUGUCCCAGAAGCCGCGUCCGACGAAGCGCCCCCUCCAAAGCCCCCUCGUCCUUUGACGGAGGCACAGAAGAACGAGAUGAUCCUCAAAGAGGCGUUCCCGUCCGUGGACAACUCGGUCAUCAAGGCAGUCCUACGAGCCAGCAGCGGACGGGUCGAGCCGGCGUUCAAUGCGCUGUUGGAGAUGACCGAUCCAGACGCUGCCAAGAACGAACCAGAAGAUGCCCCGCCGCCCCAACCUCGACGACCUCAGGGUCACACGCCUAUGUCACAAGUCGAGGCAGACGAGCUCUACGCAAGACAACUAGCUGAACACUACGACAACGUGGGCGCAUAUGAGGCGAGAACCUCGAACCGUUCUCGCGGUGCUCAGCACCCCUUUGACGACGACGAUCGCGAGCAUAGCUUCAUCGACGACGACCUGCCCGUCAUUCGCGAAAACCUUCGCAAGGGCUUCCUCGAGACUCAGACCAAGGUUAAUGGAUGGAUCACGAACCUGAGAAAGAAGAUUGAGGACGGGUUUGACGAGACGGAGGAGCCGACGCAACGACAGGGCUCGCCGUUCCGGCGCCCCGGUGAGGCUAGCCGCAGAAGCGGCGACUACGACAGAUACGAUGCCGACCCGCAGGUUCUGAGUGAUGACUUUGCAGGUAUGAAGUUCUCUGCCGACGGGACACCCGCCAACCGUACUAACCCCACUCUGCACCGACCGCCGCCUCCAUCCUCUUCUCCCAGACCCAGCGACGGACGACGCGUGGGGUUCAAGGAGGAGACUGAGGAGAUCAACAUGUACGACACGUCGCCCAGGGUGCCGCCCAAGGACACGCCUUCGUCGGCCAUGAAGCCGAGCAAGUGGCAACCGCUUUCGACCGUCGAGCCGGCUCCGAUGGCAGACAACGACCCGUUCAGCCUGGGAGACAGUGAGGAUGAGAAGGAUGCCAAGGACGUCAAGGAGAAGCCCAAGGACUCCAAGACAGAUGAGAGCGAGAGAUUGAAGAAGGCUGCGGCGGAGGCCAUGGCUGACAGUCUCGUGGACCCUACCAAAGAGGGUGACGCGGCCGGCAAGAAAAGCUGAAGCUCGCACGCCUCGUUCCGUUAUCUUGAGACGAGGGCUGGCGCUCGCAUUUAGCUGGGCGACCGGUUUUUCGGGUAGGACCACAAGAUGGUGGAGGACUGUUGCUUCCUGUUGCGGCGCAAGACGCAGUGCAGUUACUUAUGUCUCUCAGAACUGAGACCUGGUAGAUACCCUAUUCAGGCCUGGAAAGUGGAACAUGAAUUGAGCAGCAUGGAGUCGAAUACGAACGGCAAUCCAAGCCUGGAAGAGGUCGCUCGUGCAGUAGCGUUUCCAACAAAUCAUCGCUUCCACUCGCUGGUGCUAGAC